CAUUUAUAGAACUUGUUAAGUACUGAAGAUUAUGAGAAAGUUAUAGUUGUUAGAAAAGUGCUAAAUAAAGCUAGCAAAUGUCCACUAUGCUACAAAACAAGCACCAUCUAUAGGUAUGCAUCCUCACACGAAGAGCUUUCGAGACCUCCAUAUAUGACUGUGAUUUGAAAACUGAACUGCAGACCUGCUCAUGAAUCUUGGCUUUAAAUCCAGAGUUGAAGUAACUACAAGUCUACAACAGUACCUACCAAAAAACCUAAGCAGGCAAAACUAAAAUGUGUAGAAUCAUUAUAUGCAGUCUUUUUGGACAAUUAUUUUAAUUCACAUUUGAAAUUUGAUGUCCACAAAACAGCCCAUUGUAAAGACUGGUAGUUCUUGCCUAAUGAUCAAUUUCUAAUUGUCAAUCCUUCUUCUGUGUAUGUUAGAAUACCACUCAUGAUAGGAAUCAAUCUAUAAAUGUGUGCUUUUAUUGCUGCAUAAGCUAGCCAGAGUAUAUUUAUUUAAAAUAUUGAUGCUGUUUAUGGACAAAUGUACUGGAAAGCUGUAAGCAAGUCAAAAAACUCCCAUCCAUUGUUGGGCUCUUUUGUCUCUAAAGAAUAAUUUUGGAAGCAGAGACAAAUUCUAACCUCUGUGGAGCCUUCAACAUGGAGAAUUCAUCAGCAAAUAUUUCAUAUAUAUCAGCUCCUAUACCACUUGAGGUGGCACAGCUGAAGCUGGAAGAGCUUGAGGAGCUGGUGGAAUGUGAGGACGUCCUGGAGGAGUUUGUUGUGGGCCUUCCCCAGCUUGCUGCCCUCACUGAUGUGUGUGACAAGCUUGCUCUUGAGAACAAAGAAUUAGCAGAAAAUAAUCUACGGCUUAGCAGCAGCUACGAGGCGGCCCGUGACCAGACGCUGCAACGUGUUGAGGCCAUGGCCGCCCUACAUCAGAGCUUUGAGGGCCAAGUUAUACUGGUUACAUCAAUUGCUCGGCCGAGUGGGCCCAAGUUGUCUGCUCACUUGGUUUUACUGAGCAAAUAUUUUUGCAGGAACUGUUUUUCUAUGUGGCAGGAAAAUAUGUCGAUUGCUGCAGCUCAGUCCGAGGAGGAGAGUGAAGCUAUAGCCGAGCAGUUCUUGAACAAGGAACUUGAUGUGGAUUCCUUCCUGAAGACGUACCUCAACAAGAGAAUUGAGGCUCACCUGCGGAAAUUCAAAGGAGAACGACUUGGAGCUCAGCUACUGGAACUUCAAAAGGCUGGAUUUUGACGUCGGUUUUGGAAAUCGAAAUUCCAUGUUUUUGAUUGAAAGUCAACAUUUUCAGUCUUGGAGUGCUGGGAGAAUUUCUAUGCAGCAGUGCGAUACUAAUGUGUUGGAUGUUUGCUUGCUCUGCGCUAAAAAAUUCGUUGUUUCAAAGCUCCUAAAAUAAGCAUAGCCCAGGCAUAUUUUCAUUCUGCAUACACUUUUCUACGAGUAAGUAAGUUUUAUUUUAUUGCCAAAGAACUCAUUUAAUUAGUGUUCGUUGUAUAUAAUCAUAUUUUCAGUCAGUGUUCUAUUAUUACUUUAUGAUUGUAGCACAGGGGCAAAUGAGUAGCAAGUUUUAUAUGAAAUAUAUAUACGUACUGUUGCUCCAACGUUCCAGUUUAGCUCGUAGUUCUAUGUAAUCAUAAGUAUGAAAGACGUACAACUACACA
Molecule: messenger RNA, 1666 nt
Organism: Hyalella azteca
Lineage: Eukaryota; Metazoa; Arthropoda; Malacostraca; Amphipoda; Hyalellidae
Product: vacuolar protein sorting-associated protein 37A
Exons: 5
Coding region: 645-1241 (198 amino acids)
Biological process (GO): protein targeting to membrane; ubiquitin-dependent protein catabolic process via the multivesicular body sorting pathway; protein targeting to vacuole
Cellular component (GO): ESCRT I complex
Source: RefSeq, a predicted model, not a curated record